GCGGCUGUUUGGUAAUACAAUCGAGGUGUUGAUUGCACGAAGAAUUCAAAUUCGCGAGGCGCUACAAUUUUUCGCAUUUUUCAAAGCCCAGUCAUGAAAGGAAUAAUUUCUUUGGUCUGUGUACUCUUCCUUGCAUCGGAGAUCUUCGCCCAGACUCCGGGGCCUCCGGGUGAGGCCCCAUGGCCGAAUGUUAACUGCGAUGUUCCUCCUCCCACACCCGGUGAUGUCGUUAUUCUUCCGGAUCCAGAGUCCUGCAAUAGUUUUUAUAUAUGUGCCGGCCUGAAACCAGUUAAGAAAUACUGUCCGAAGAAUCUCCACUUCAACCAAAAUAAACGCGUCUGCGACUGGCCAAGGGAUGCUCAUUGUCAUCUUGGUUACCACGUUGCCAAUUAACUAUUUUUAUAACUUAAAUUAAAAAUAUACUGUUUUCAUAAUUUCUGUUA
Molecule: messenger RNA, 443 nt
Organism: Fopius arisanus
Lineage: Eukaryota; Metazoa; Arthropoda; Insecta; Hymenoptera; Braconidae
Product: peritrophin-1
Exons: 2
Coding region: 94-393 (99 amino acids)
Cellular component (GO): extracellular region
Molecular function (GO): chitin binding
Source: RefSeq, a predicted model, not a curated record